Anopheles merus is the source of this 990-nucleotide messenger RNA. Its product is annotated as general odorant-binding protein 45-like. Gene Ontology annotation, molecular function: odorant binding. Bases 1 to 990 code for a protein of 329 amino acids. The record is from RefSeq and is a predicted model, not a curated record. Lineage: Eukaryota; Metazoa; Arthropoda; Insecta; Diptera; Culicidae. Gene Ontology annotation, biological process: sensory perception of smell. The transcript is spliced from 2 exons.
AUGUUGACUUAUCGCGCUUGGUUGCUGUUAGCGCUGCUGGGCGCCCAGUGCGCGCUGAUACUGGGCGCGCCCGCCACCGGCCACGGUUACGACACAAAGAGCUUCGCCCAGGCCUACCUGGAGUGUCUGCGCUACCUGAACAUCUCGCGCCAGUCGCUGUACGCGUACGACAGUGCGGCCGUCCCGCUGAACUGCGGCAGCAACUGUCUGCUGCGCUGCAUCGGCCUGAACGCCCGCUGGUGGCACGACGAGACGGGGCUGAACGAGCGGGCGCUGGUGCGCUUCUUCCGCCAGGCGCCGGCCGACUCGCUGCUGCAGGCCCGCGCCUGCCUGGCCGAGCUACCCGCCCCGCCGGCCGACAGCUGUGCCGGCGCGUACUGGUCGUUCCGGUGCUACAGCGACGCGCUCGGCGAGCUGAUUGCCCACCCGGCGUACGUGGCACCGUGCGGGCAGGAGAUACGGCGCGCGGUGAGCGACUGUGCCACGAUGCUGCAGGUGGAGGACGGCCAGCUGCAGACGUGCGUGAGGACGGAAACGUUCCUACGGCAGGGCAACAGUGCCGCGCUGCUGCGGUGCGUCGUGCUGCGGCUCGGGCUGUACGCCGACUCGACCGGGGUGCUGUGCGACCGGGUGCGGCUGCUGAUGGACGCAGACACCGCCGAACAGUGGACGGUGGCACGGGCGGAGGAGGCCAAGCGGUGUGAGGAGGACUUGCGGGCGCUCGGUGCGGACACGUGCGUCGUGGCGGCCCACGCCGUGGAGCUCUGCUACGGGUGGCCGGCGUUUGGCGAACUCUGGGCAGUGCUGAAGCAGGAGUACGGCAGCUCGGAUGACGCGCUGGCAGAGGAGAGCGGGCAGGUGGUGGCUCGCCGGAGCUGUACGCCGUGGAUGCGACCGUUGAAGAUGGGUCGAAAUCAUCAGAAGGCUCGUCCUCGCAGGAUGAGGAAGGGCAGCUGCCUAAAGAUGUCAAACCGACCCAACUGGAGCUAG